This is a messenger RNA of Corvus hawaiiensis (hawaiian crow), 661 nucleotides long. It is a transcript of the gene POLR2L, whose product is annotated as RNA polymerase II, I and III subunit L. Gene Ontology annotation, biological process: tRNA transcription by RNA polymerase III; transcription by RNA polymerase I; transcription by RNA polymerase II. Gene Ontology annotation, molecular function: DNA binding; zinc ion binding; DNA-directed RNA polymerase activity. The transcript is spliced from 3 exons. The record is from RefSeq and is a predicted model, not a curated record. NCBI's taxonomy places the organism in Eukaryota, Metazoa, Chordata, Aves, Passeriformes, Corvidae. Gene Ontology annotation, cellular component: RNA polymerase III complex; RNA polymerase II, core complex; RNA polymerase I complex. Bases 106 to 309 code for a protein of 67 amino acids.
GUGGUUUCCCCCGGCCAGGCACGGUGGUAGCGGCCGGCGGCCAUCGUUAGCGGAGGAGCCGCACAGUGGGAGCCGCUCGCGGGGCCGCGGAGCCACAGCGCAGAAAUGAUCAUCCCGGUCAGGUGCUUCACGUGCGGCAAAAUAGUGGGGAACAAGUGGGAAGCCUACCUUGGCCUUCUGCAGGCGGAGUACACGGAAGGAGAUGCCCUGGAUGCCCUUGGCUUGAAGAGAUACUGCUGCCGCAGAAUGCUCCUCGCCCAUGUGGAUCUGAUCGAGAAGCUUUUGAAUUAUGCACCCCUGGAGAAAUGAGAUGGAAAAAGCACUGUGCUGCAAGCCAUGUGGAACGUAUCUCUAAUUUAAACUUGAAACUGGACUUCAGGCAGUAAAGGAUGGAAGCCAACUGUAGUGCAACCAUCAAGAGAUGUUUAUCUUCUGGAUAAAAUACAGCCCCAAGCCACUAACCUCUUUCAAGGAAACAAAGGAAUGGUGAAGUCCACUUAACCAAGAUUUAGAGAUUACAAGUUUGGAUGCUUCUUCUUAAAUCUGUUUUUGGAGUUGUGAACUUCUAGAUGCUUCUGCCAGUAAAAACAAAUGUUUGUUCAUGUAGAAAAACUAUUACAUUUCAUUAAAAUGUUGAAAUAAAGGAAGCUUUUCCCUUGUA